Messenger RNA from Oreochromis aureus, 1999 nucleotides. It is a transcript of the gene gmpr2, whose product is annotated as guanosine monophosphate reductase 2. The transcript is spliced from 10 exons. Gene Ontology annotation, biological process: nucleotide metabolic process. Gene Ontology annotation, cellular component: GMP reductase complex. Gene Ontology annotation, molecular function: GMP reductase activity. The record is from RefSeq and is a predicted model, not a curated record. The coding region runs from base 204 to 1250 and encodes 348 amino acids. NCBI's taxonomy places the organism in Eukaryota, Metazoa, Chordata, Actinopteri, Cichliformes, Cichlidae.
UGCGUCGUCUCCGCCGAGCAGAAGCCCUUAAAAACUACAAGGCGGGUGCCGGUGGGUGUCCGCCACAGUAAGGUUUCCCGCCAGAGGAGACGGAAGCUGAAGCGGUGAGGUUCAGACCAGCUCUGUCAUUUUCAUUUUCCUAACGAUCCACACUGCUCCAUAUUUUACCCCGUUAGACCGGCUGCUGCUUCUUCUUUUCGGAAAUGCCUCGUAUAGAGAAUGACAUCAAGCUGGACUUCAAGGAUGUGCUCCUCCGGCCAAAACGGAGCACGCUCAAGUCUAGGAGCGAGGUUGACCUGAUGAGGAGCUUCACCUUCAGGAACUCUAAGGGCAACUACAGAGGGAUCCCCAUCAUCGCUGCUAACAUGGACACUGUGGGGACCUUUGAGAUGGCUGUGGCUUUGCACCAGUUUACUCUGUUCACUACAGUCCACAAACAUUACACUGUAGAUGACUGGUUGGAGUUUGCAGAAAAGCAUCCAGAAUGUCUGGAGAGUGUGGCAGUCAGCACGGGGACCGGUGACGGUGACUUUGAGAAGAUUUCGGCCGUCGUGGAGGCGGUGCCGCAGCUGAAGUACAUCUGCGUGGACGUGGCAAACGGUUAUUCUGAGCACUUUGUCCACUUUGUCAGAGACGUCAGGGAGAAGUUCCCCUCACACACGAUAAUGGCAGGGAACGUGGUAACUGGAGAGAUGGUGGAAGAGCUGAUCCUCGCCGGCGCCGACAUCAUCAAAGUAGGCAUCGGACCAGGCUCUGUGUGCACCACCCGCAAGAAGACAGGGGUUGGCUAUCCUCAGCUGAGCGCCGUCAUUGAGUGUGCAGAUGCAGCCCACGGCCUGGGUGGCCACAUCAUCUCAGACGGGGGGUGCACUUGCCCGGGAGAUGUCUCCAAGGCUUUUGGUGCUGGAGCAGACUUUGUGAUGCUCGGUGGUAUGCUGGCCGGCCACUCGGAGAGCGGCGGCGAGAUCAUCGAAAAAAACGGCAAGAAGUACAAACUGUUUUACGGCAUGAGCUCCGACACGGCGAUGAAGAAACAUGCGGGAGGCGUGGCUGAUUACAGAGCGUCGGAGGGGAAGACCGUGGAAGUUGUCUACAAAGGUCCGGUGGGUGACACCAUACGAGACAUCCUGGGAGGGGUCCGCUCCACCUGCACGUAUGUCGGUGCAGGCAAGCUGAAGGAGCUGAGCCGCAGGACGACCUUCAUCAGAGUCACCCAGCAGCUCAACACCGUCUUCGGAAACGACAGCUGAACGUCCGGCUUUGCAAAGAAAGAAGCGGCGCCGGUUUGACUCCCACAUGCCAUUUGUCUGUUAGUCUGGUGUAAACUGAAGCGAGCAGACGUUUUAUUACUUAAAAACAUCAUAUUUUGAUACUCGUUCAGGUAGUAUGAUGUUAACGUUCAGCGCAGCUCUAGCUGUGUAAGUUCCACUCUAUAUAACAGAAGUAUUUUCCAGCACACAGACCCUGGGUCUCCUCACACUCUGAAUAUUCCAGGUCUGAGUGUGUUUCCAGGUAGUAAGAUGCAGGCUACCUCUGCAGGCCUGCUCUCUCAUCAUUCCAGUGCAGACUCCUAAACUCUGCUGAAAGCCUUUGUCACUGACAUAUAAAAUUAUAGUAAAUGUCUUAAAUUAUUUAUAAAUCCUAAAUGUUUCUACAACUGCUGUUUAAAAAAAUAAAUAAUAAUAAAAUAACAUCGACUUGUUUUUUAGAAACCUGUCAUUCCUUUGCUAAAGUUUUGCACUUUAAUUAGUUAUAAUUUCUAUAAAUGAUCUGUUAGUGCAAUGAGUAUGAGUACAAUCUGGGAGCACAGACAGCAUGUAGUAAUGUAGUGCUGAACUUACAGUACAGAUGUUAUUGAAUCUAUUUGUACUUUUGUCUUACCUGGUUCAGCUGCUCCUGAUCAAUACCAAAGUUUGUGUGUUUCCUUUUACAAACGAGACAUUCAAGUGGAUUUAUUGUGAUGAUUAAAGCCUUUAAAUAAACUGAUUCCUUCAUGUUA